Molecule: messenger RNA, 1056 nt
Organism: Hevea brasiliensis (rubber tree)
Lineage: Eukaryota; Viridiplantae; Streptophyta; Magnoliopsida; Malpighiales; Euphorbiaceae
Product: transcription repressor OFP13-like
Exons: 1
Coding region: 120-905 (261 amino acids)
Biological process (GO): negative regulation of DNA-templated transcription
Source: RefSeq, a predicted model, not a curated record
UCUCUCUCUCUCUCUCACUUGCCCAUUAAUGCCUACAUAAAGAAGGUCUCAAAUUUCUCAUUUCUUUACCAUGGACAUUUGAACCAUCCUUUCAUACUCUAGAUAGGCAGAGACACCACAUGGGCAAGAAAAUGAAGCUCCCUUUUCUCUCCAAGAUUAACACAGACUCAUCAAGAUCUUCCUCAUCAUCAUCAUCAUGGCCUUGGCCUACUUAUUGUCAACAACCCAAAACCCUCUCUUUCAGAACCAGCGACAAUAUGUUCAAGACUCUUAACUCAGCUUACUUAGAUGUGGUGGACACACCUGCUGAGUCUUGGUUCACCAACUCUUCUGAGUCUGCGAGCUUCUCCACUGCAUCAGAUGAGUCAGGAGCAGGUGAACCCGCCUUAGAGACAGUGAUUCGAGGUUUAAGGUCAGAGAGGCUGUUCUUUGAGCCUGGGGAGACUAGCUCAAUCUUGGAAGAAGCCAAGGCAGGUAAUGGCGGUGGUGGUGAGAUCCCAUUUAAAGAAAGUGUGGUUUUUUCGAUGGACUCCCAAGACCCCUGUGUGGAUUUCAAGAAGUCAAUGGAAGAAAUGGUGGAAGCUCAUGGUUUAAAAGAUUGGGAAAGUCUUGAAGAGCUUCUUUGCUGCUAUUUGAAAGUGAAUGGAACGAGCAAUCAUGGGUAUAUUAUUGGUGCUUUUAUAGAUUUGCUUAUUGGUCUUGCUUUUGCUUCUUCUACAGCUAGUGAUUCUUGCUCUUGUUCUCGUUCACCUUCUUCUCCUUUGUCUUUCUACACUUCUUCCUUUUCCGAUGAUUCUUCUUCAACUCCUUGCGUUUCUUCAUUAGAAGCCGAUCAAGAGGAGAUUCAUAUAAGUCCUUGUUUAUCUUCUUUAGAAGCUCAGAAUGAGAUUAUUAAAGAAAAUUAAACUAUAGAUGAUAUGCUUCAUCUUAGUUUUUAAUUUCUUUUUUCUUAUUGUUUUAAUUCCCUCUAUCAUUAAUUUACGCCUUAUACAUUUGUGUGUACAUAUAUUUAUAUAUCAGUAGCUGAAUAUAUAUAGUAAAAUCUUUUUUCAUGAA